This is a messenger RNA of Impatiens glandulifera, 648 nucleotides long. Its product is annotated as xyloglucan endotransglucosylase/hydrolase protein 3-like. Gene Ontology annotation, biological process: carbohydrate metabolic process. Gene Ontology annotation, molecular function: hydrolase activity, hydrolyzing O-glycosyl compounds. The record is from RefSeq and is a predicted model, not a curated record. The transcript has 4 exons. Bases 1 to 648 code for a protein of 215 amino acids. NCBI's taxonomy places the organism in Eukaryota, Viridiplantae, Streptophyta, Magnoliopsida, Ericales, Balsaminaceae.
AUGGGUAUUGUGAGAGAAAGUCUGAUUCUUAUGAUUUUCGUGGCCGUAGUGGCUAUAACUAUAAGCGAUGCAGUACCAUUUGAUACAUAUUAUCAACCCUUAUGGGGUCCUGAUCAUUUCACUGUCACUGGUCAAGGCAAAGAAGUCCAACUUCUUAUUGAUUCCUCUUCUGGUGGGUCUGGAUUUAAAUCAAAACAAGAAUAUUGUUCCGGGAUAUUUAGAAUGCAAAUAAAGAUAUCAUACAAGUUAACAGGAGGAGUUAUUACUUCUUUUUAUCUAAUAUCUGGAGGAGAGGCUAUCGGAAAUCACGAUGAAAUUGACUUUGAAUUCCUAGGGACAAACGGGACCUUGCAGACAAAUGUGUUCGUAAAUGAUGAAGGUCAUAGAGAGGAGUUGAUUAAACUAUGGUUUGACCCCUCUCAAGACUUUCACACUUAUGAACUUAAUUGGAAUGCUAAGCAAAUCUUGUUCAAAGUGGAUGAAAUGACGGUAAGGACAUUCAAUUACCCCGGGAGCUACAUUCCGAGGCCUUUGCAUGUCGAGGCGACCAUUUGGAAUGUAUCAUGGGCUGGAACCGUGGAUUGGUCUAAGGCUCCUUUUACAUCAUACUAUCGAGGAUUCUACAUUGAUGGCACUCCCUGCAAAUAG